AUGGAGAGAGAUCGGGGACUAGCGGGUCUCUGGCUUGGAGCAUCUAUUACAGGUACUGCAGCUCGACGAAUGCAAGAAGCUCCAGCAGCCUGGUGGAAAGCUGAUCUCAGUGCUGCUGCCUGGACUAGCUCCUAUGUAUCAUUUAUUCCAGAUCCUGUUUCGAAAUCUGUUACCGAUACCAAAGAUAUAUCGAGAACAGAUGAGUGUCGCUUGAUGUAUCUUUCUCAUGAACCGAGAUACUCUCUCCUUUUCCCCUUUGCCCCAUUCGGUUGUACGGCUCUAGAAGAUACUAACUUAGAAGUUCGUCAACAUGCAGAAUGUCCAGCAAUCCACCACCUCCGAUACGAUGGAUUUAGUUGGAACUGUGAUAAUGGUAGGAAGCACAAGCAAAGCGUUUCGAGUACGGCAGCUAUAGCAGCCCGGUCGAAAGCUGGCCUUCCUUUUGGGUGGAGCGGUGGCACUGAAGUUAAUUACGAUCCUAUCGACUUUGAAGAUGAUGUAUCCGAAGCAAUAACUAGGAACAUGUUUGAUUGGCUUCGAGGUACCGAUGGCUUCCCUGUGGCAGAGCGUGCGAUUCGGCAGCGUGAAUGGAUCGACAACCUGGAUUCUGACGAUGAUAGUCCAAUAGGCCCAAUAGAGGGCGACGCCAAAACAACACUGGGAACGAAUCUUCGCAGUUGGUUCUGGGGUAUAUCAGAUACUAGAGCUAAUUCGUUUUAG
Molecule: messenger RNA, 720 nt
Organism: [Torrubiella] hemipterigena
Lineage: Eukaryota; Fungi; Ascomycota; Sordariomycetes; Hypocreales; Clavicipitaceae
Source: the annotation of a GenBank genome assembly